AAUUCAAACAAUGAAAAGAAAAAAUUCCCGAACUAACCCUAAAGAUUCACCACCGAUUCGAACCUCAUUUACCGCCGAAAUCCGGAGCUCCGAGAAACAAUUCAGUUCUGCAAAAGCUGGUGAGCCUAAAACUUCGGAGUACGCAUUUUUUAAAAAAUUAAAGACAAAUGCAGGCCACAGAUCGCAUUCUCGUGCAUUGGAUAAGGAGGAAAUGGGAUCGAAAUUGUUGAGUUUAAGUGACCACUCUAAUGCGGAGUGGGGUGGCGCGAUCAAGAAUAACUUCAAUGACUUCAGAUUGCCAGUUGAAGACGUACCAUGUCUUAAUCCAGGCUUAUUCCUCUCACCUGUUGUUAAGGUUCAUGUGAAGAGAGCUGCUACAGAUUUUGGGGAUAUAUGCAGUACAAGGAAAAGCAUGGAGGAAUAUAGCAUAGCUGGGAGACCUCAGGGAAUUCGGAAUCAGCAAGAAGAUCUCUUUUCCAGAAAGAGACAGAAGCUACAUCAGUGGGUUACAGAUACUUCGUUUCCUGAAAUCAGAGAACUCUGUUCAAAAGGGUAUGAUUUUGUUUCUGUGCUCCUCAGUCGGCUGUUCCCACAGAUCAAUGAAGAAUAUAGUUUCAAGAUUCCAGAGUCUGUGCAAGGGGAGAGCAAUACUUUACUUUCUUGGCCUCAUUCAAAUAUUCACUUAGAGAAGCCUCAUUACAUGUCCACAAGAAACAUUACAGACAUUGAAUGUGACCCAUGCUUGCAAGAUGGAAUGUUAACUUGUUGGAUGGACAGAUCGAGAGACACAGCUCUUACAAAUUCUGAUUCUAGAACCUGUCAUGGUCACAACACGCUUCUUGAUUACAAUCUAAGGGAAACUAGCCAUGAAUUGGGAGGAAUAAGAAAUACAAUUCCGUGGAUCGAUGGCAGUUCUGCUUUUAGUUCUCCUUCCAAAAAUGAUGGAUAUCUUCCUCCUAUUUGUGUCAAAGAGCUGGAUGAUUUCCAGUAUUUAGAUGGUUCGUUGUUUGGAAGAGAGAAACACCCUCUGCUGCUUGGAUGGGAUUUCCCAAACGUGACAAAAGAAAGAUGUUCUGCGGUUAAUUCCAAAAAUACAGAGUUGGUCACUUAUUCAACAGCUUCAACUCCAUGGGGUAAAAAUCAUGACCGGAAUCUGGAUGAAGGAUAUGAGUUACUUGAUGCUAGUGAGCUUUGUGUGUCCUCCGUAAUUUGCAAGUAUCCUCCAAACUUUUAUGCAUUACCACAUUCCUCUUCAACCAGCUAUGGCAAACAUGAGUUUGGAAGUAAAUUUUUAGAGGAUCACGAGGAAGAUACAGCGGAAGAUUUGAACCGUUAUUCUUUGGCAUUAUCACACGCGCCAAACAACCUUUGUGUAGCUGAAGAUUUCAAUCAUUACACCACAUACAAAGGUAGCAGGACCCCCCUUUCUCCUCGAAAUCAUCACUGGUUUCCAAGGGAGGUUUCCAUUGAGAGGCAUCGGGAUCCUGGUACAGAAGCUCACCUGUCCUCUGAAGUUGAUUUUUGUUUAGGAAGGAAUUGCUUAUCGAUCAAAGGUUCCUCAAAUAUGCAUUAUUCGUCCAUUGAUGCUGCUGUUCAGGGUCACCAAAAGGAAAGCAUAUUUUCACACUUCCUCGAUGAGGACAAGUACGAGAAUUUCCUGGAAUUUAAUAGUUUGAGUCACAUGGGAGUGCUUAAUCAUAUUAGGAAAAAUAUAGUUGACAUAUGUGACUGGUCAUCUUUCUUUUUCAGAUGACCCUGGACAAACAAAAAGCA
Pistacia vera is the source of this 1773-nucleotide messenger RNA. RefSeq lists its product as uncharacterized. The transcript has 6 exons. The coding region runs from base 11 to 1753 and encodes 580 amino acids. NCBI's taxonomy places the organism in Eukaryota, Viridiplantae, Streptophyta, Magnoliopsida, Sapindales, Anacardiaceae. The record is from RefSeq and is a predicted model, not a curated record.